Messenger RNA from Juglans regia (Persian walnut), 1269 nucleotides. Its product is annotated as 50S ribosomal protein L25-like. Gene Ontology annotation, molecular function: 5S rRNA binding. NCBI's taxonomy places the organism in Eukaryota, Viridiplantae, Streptophyta, Magnoliopsida, Fagales, Juglandaceae. Bases 100 to 849 code for a protein of 249 amino acids. Gene Ontology annotation, cellular component: cytosolic large ribosomal subunit. Gene Ontology annotation, biological process: translation. The transcript is spliced from 3 exons. The record is from RefSeq and is a predicted model, not a curated record.
GUUCUCAAAGCCCAACAGCUUAAACCCUUGAAGCCGCAAAAGCAAAACCCCUCAUCAGCCAGAGUCCGAGCUAGGGCAUUCGGCGCUCCGCAACCGGAAAUGGCGAAGUGGUGGCGCUCCGCAGCCAGCAACCUGAGGACCGUGGUGGCAAGGAGCCCUACGGCUCAACCUUCGUCUUCGUACCACACGAUCCAAGCUGUCCCACGCGAGUGCAGCGGGAGCAGAGUUUCGGCGAGGGACAGAGCCCAGGGCCGGAUCCCGGCUGUGGUGCUCUCCCAGCAGCUCCUCCUCCGAAAGGAUGAGCCGAAAAACAGCUCUGAAGAUCGAUCGCUAUCCCAGAAGCUUUUGCUCACUACCGAAAGAAAGCAGAUUCAGUCCAUCCUCAAUUCCGUAGAGCUCCCCUUCUUCUACUGCACCACCUUCCCGCUACAGAUCCGCGCUGGGUCUGGAUCCUCUCACCUACUUGAAUCCGGAACCGUCCUCCCCAUCAAGAUUCACAGGAAUGAAGAGACUGGGAAGAUAUUGAAUCUGGUUUUUGUUUGGGCGGAGGAAGGCUCGGAGUUGAAGGUUGAAGUGCCCAUUGUUUUCAAAGGCGAAGAUGUUUGUCCCGGUCUUAAGAAAGGUGGCCAACUAAAUAGGAUAAGAACUAGUCUAAAAUAUCUCUGUCCAGCCGAACACAUUCCUUCCAAAAUCGAGGUGGACGUGAGCAAUCUAGACAUUGAGGAUAGAAUAUCCAUGGGUGAUGUUGAGGUGCAUCCGUCCUUGAAGCUUCUUAGUAAGAAUGAAAAAAUGCCCAUAUGUAAGAUAGUUGCCCCAAAGUUGGAAACCCCAGAACCUGCCAGUUUAUAGGCACUAAUGCACAACCUGAGGGUCUUCUCAGAUCUGAUUAUUACGAGUUACAGCUAGAAGCGCUUUUUAAGAAUAAGUAUGUUGUUGUCAGCACUCAGCAGGUGGGUUUUUUAACCUGUGCUAUUUCUAAGUAGAAUCACUUGCAUGUUUUGUGUUCGAUAGCAUUUGUUAACUGUGUUGGUUUUUUUAUCUUCUGUUAUUGUUAUUAUCUAUUUUAAGAGCAUAAUUAGAGAAAAACAUGUACCGGGACCUUGUGCGGGCUGCUUGCACGAGUUCUUGUGCAAGUUCAUCUGGGUAAGCACAUUUUUGUAUUAGUUGAGGCAGCAUUUGUUUGAUAGCUCGCAUGUGACAGUUAUCACCCCAUGUAUUGCUUCAGAAAGAUGCACUGAUGUACGUACCUUUAAUCUGUACAAUUUUCUU